AUGUCUACCGAUUUCCGUAAGCAAGUUAGCCGUUGGAGGCUCAUCAAUCGAGCUAUAACCUCAGAGAUUGACUUCUCAUCCUUCCUCUAUGAUGUCAAAUUCUCGCUAAAAGAGGAUAGUAGACGGGACUCCGGCAGUUCAUUAGAAAACAUUUCGGGAAUGACCAGAAACGGUAACAUCCGUUUUUCGAAACAAACUCCGUAUAGUCUGUUCAUAUUAAGAUUGCUUCUGAGUUCGACACUACUCUAUCGUUUCAAAAGUCCCAUCCGCACCGAGGAAGCCCGACUUUGGAAAGUGACUGUGGAAUCCACGCGAUACGGUGCGGUUGUUCGCGCACGAAAAAUAAAGUCACAUGCAACAACAGUCCUUGGACAGCGGAAUCACUCGCUCGGUAUCGGUGACAUGGAAUCGAGUCGGGUCGUUAUUUCCGAAUUGCUGUUGGAACAUAUUGCUGAAAGUAGUGAUUCAAGGCCGACUUCAAGUCCGUGGAAUGAGGAAGUUGAUACCACACAGUCGGACUACUAUGAUUUCACCUGGAAAGAACCCCCGGGCGAAGAUGAAUUGAAACGAGAACCCGAGGAGUCUGGUGGUCAGCCAAUGAUUCGUGUACAACUUUUACGGCUGCUCCCGCACAACAUCAGUCAAUUGAAACGAGGUCAACCGUUUCCCAUGUUGACUCUAAUGGCACCGCAGCUAGUUCCACAGCCAGGAGCGAUGCAUGUGUUUGUGGAGUUUGAGAUUUUCUAUGGUGUUUAA
Molecule: messenger RNA, 756 nt
Organism: Echinostoma caproni
Lineage: Eukaryota; Metazoa; Platyhelminthes; Trematoda; Plagiorchiida; Echinostomatidae
Source: the annotation of a GenBank genome assembly